AACAUAAAUCUCAUUAAGCGCAGUACUAUGUGUAAUGGUUUGACCUACUUUCUUAGAGAUCACUAUUUUUCUCGACCAUACGCUGCCCUGUACUGAUUGUGUUGAUUUGGUUAAAACUGAAUUAUAUAAAUCAGGGUUGUUUAAAAUGAUAUCUUGGGGCACUUGUUAAAUCAAAGUUGUAUUUUCACCGUACUUUGAUAUAAAUCAAAGGUACAUUUCUGCAUGUACGUUAUAAGGAGGGGUUUCAAGAAGCACUCGUAAAAUGGGUUUCUUUAUCGGCCAGAUAGCUGGUUAAACCGUAGUUAUCUUUUCCUGUCAACACUGAGAGCUCUUUGCAAAAAUCACUGCGAUUGGUGUAAAAUGCCCGCCGUAUUUCAAUUUUGAAUUAUACCACCCAGUCCACAUUCAGUUAACAUACAUUUCGACGAGCCUCGUUUUGGGAUCCAGCACCCGAGGCAAGGUUGGAAGGAAGAGCGACGGAGUUUUAUUAUCUGCCUUCACAACAUUUGCCAGAAUGCCACCAACGUUGAGGUUGAAACAAGCUCUAGAUUACUCUAGACUGAACACUGGACCAUCAUUUAGGCUGCCGAACCCAAGUACACCGAAGGAGAAAGGCUGGAGAAGUUCACAGCUUUUUGACGUGAAGAUUAUUGAGUCUAAAACAGAUGCAGAUGGAACUGAUCUGGUCAAAGUUCACUAUGUAGGGUUUUCCAGUAAGUUUGACCAGUGGGUGAAGGCAUCUGCCACUGUAACUAGGUCAUCUCUUAUGAGCAAUGACCCAAAGGAUGUUUUUCUGUUCAAUGUCUUGUCCUCCGUGAGGGACAAUCUCACUGUUUCCAGAGGGAUAGAUUCUCGUGUUGUAAUACGGAUACCAAUAACCUCACCAGAUGUGACCACCUCACUCACUGAUAUUGCUCAAAAAGUGUCAUCAGUGUCCAGUUAUGUGAGACAUGAGUUCAGGUUCAACGAUGUCCAUGGCCCAGACAUUUUGUUUGGAAACGAUUGGUGGUACAGAAUUGUGAACAAAGCCAAUGAUUUUGCUUAUGUCAAUAGGGAAACAGUUUUGUUUGGCUACUAUGAGCGAAAGAUGCGUGAGGAGUACACCUUGAACAAUGACCUUAAGCUGGUUCAUAGAGGAUUCAUGUUUUUCCUGAGAUUUGUGAAGGAAAAGGGAAACAGAAGUGAGCUGUGUCUCUUAAGGUGCAUACUUAACAACUAAACAUUUUUAUGUCAGUUUUCCUGCCCUUCACUCACCAUUUCACAGUGACUUCUUGAAACUUGCAACUGACCAUAUGUAAUGUAACAAAAUGUAUGUUCCAGCUGUCAAGGAGACAGAUUUGGGGAACAAAAUUCUAUAAGUUGGUAAAAUAAGUUUGAAUUCUUGUAUUUCUAUAAUUGGCUCAUCUUGCCAUUGAAAGAUGAUUGUUUCAGUUAACAGUUGCUUUAAAUAGUCUUGGAAUGUAUCUGUAUUACCUAGCUUAGGUAUGAAUUGGCCAAGCAUUUUGUUUUUGUUCUAUUGUAUUGCAUACUGCUCAAUCAUGCCACUUAGCAAUGUGACUAGGAGAUCAGGAAUGACUUUGUCGUCAAAAGCAACUAACAUAAGUGUAUCAAAACUCUCACUUUUUCGGGAAUAUAAGAGAUUAACGCCCAAGAAAAACACAUUUUCCACAGAUAUAUGCAACAAAAUAAUAACUGUUCUGUGCAGACAAAAUCAAAUUGACUGCAGCAUUGUUGAAUAUGGCAAAAUGUCAUCUACAUUGGCUUCAUAUUUGAAACACCUUGUUUCAAGGCAUGAUAGAACCAGAAGUAAGGGUGGGAAGCAGUACAAGUCUCUGUUAGGUACAUGGGAGAAGGAACAAUAUUCCUUCACAGUAUUUGUGUCUGAACACAACAUAAAAACAUCAAAAUCAAAAUUGUUGAAAAGGGUGUCAUAUUUACACAAGUACAAAUCUUCUGUAAGGAAGGCCAAAUCCUUACUUUUACAAAAUAUCAAUCUAAGAAAAAAGGUUCAAUUCCUAUCCACAAAACUGUUAAAUAUGCAAAAAGGAAAUUUGCCUUCAGAUAUGUCCAAUAGACGCUCAUUGAAAUUGCAUUUUCCUUGUGGGGAGGUGUCCAGGUCCCAACAGUAUAAAAGGAAGCAUAUGAUUGUAAGAGACUGUAAACAGUCUUUAGCAUUUUUGGACAGAUAUAAGCUAGAACCUACUUCAGUUCAAGCUGUUGACAGUGAAGGGAGGCAAAUCCAGAUAUCAAUGAAGGAGAACAUGGUCAAAGAAACAUUUACUCCUGAUGUGGAAUUGAAUAAAGUUGUUUACGUGAAAGAUUCAGAAGGUGUUUCAAACAAGGCAUACCAUGAACUAUCUAUGAUAGUACCCUCCCUUCCUAGAUCACACAAGGUUCUUAAUAAAAUCAAGGAAUGCAAUGAAAAUAUUUUAAUUCAUGACACACCAUAUCCAAGCUUUGGGGUUCAGCAGUCUUUGAAAGAAAGACUCAUUAACUGUGUUUCACACAUUCUAGAAAUGAAGCAUGACACCACCAACAUUUUACAAACAAAACUUAUUCGUGUGAAACUUACAGGUGAUGGAACACAGUUUGGGAGAAGGAGAACUCUUAUCAAUUUUGGGUUCACAAUACUGGAUGAUAUGCUGUGUACUUCAGUAAAGGGGAACCAUUUGUUAGCAGUAUUUUCUGCAAAGGAAACUUAUGAUUGUG
Haliotis rubra (blacklip abalone) is the source of this 2709-nucleotide messenger RNA. RefSeq lists its product as uncharacterized. The coding region runs from base 515 to 1219 and encodes 234 amino acids. Lineage: Eukaryota; Metazoa; Mollusca; Gastropoda; Lepetellida; Haliotidae. The transcript has 2 exons. The record is from RefSeq and is a predicted model, not a curated record.